GCCACGACUUGCUCCGAUCUCCCAAAUCACAACCGAGUAAUGCCACAAAUUUAUUCAACAUCUCCAAUAGAGAGAAAUGCGGCGGUACUUACAUUACCGAGAUUUCCUGCACACGCAUGCAACCGACGUCACGUGAAUCCUGCAUUCGGUGUGACAUGUUACCGGGCAGUCUCUACAUUUCAGCGCCAACUUUCCAAACCUGAUUCUGACGUGUAAACGGGAGGAGAACGAUAUUAGAGAUUUUCAAUGCGGAAGAUAUGGACAAUUUCACUCAACUAUAAUACUGCUGGUUGCAACGAUUGAAAAGCGAUCGAGAUAAUAAAUAACUGCAAGUAUAAACGGAAGAAAGGAGAUAAUGUCACAGGCAUUAUUACACAAUUUGCCGGAAACGCAACACAUAAAUCCCUUUAAACAUAAAUCUGAGAUACGCGACGAAUUGAUAGCAGACUUGAGAAAAGCAAAGACUAACGGCGAAUACUUUCAACAAUCGGAAAUUGAGGGAAAGAUCGAUGCUCUUUGCAAAUGGAUGUGCACAACACCUAAGAAGAGCGUUUAUAGAUUAGAUCGUUUUACAGAUUGUUACAGAAACGAUCUAGACAGUUUAUACGAGGCAUUGAAACAGGACGACAAACCGGAUCCGUCUAUCCACUUUUUACCGGAUCUUCCAAAGGGAAUAGUUGCAGUCGAUAGUUGGGAUUCAUCGGUGGCUCUUGAUUUAAAGAGAUAUCCAGAUGAAAUUAUCGUUGAUGCUGCAUGUGGUGCAGCUGUACUAAGAGGAUCUCAUGUUUAUGCUCCUGGCGUUAUUGGAAUGCCAAAUGGUUUAAUCAUUGAUACCAAAGUUAGUGUGUUUGCCGAUAUUACUGGUCAAUGUAAGAAAGGCUUGAUUAAACCGUAUGCCAACGGUAAUAAGGUGUAUUUAGGUAAUGGCAUUCUUCGACAAACCAGGAAAGAAUUAUUCCGCAAAGCAGCGGGAAAUCCAUGUGGUGUUGCGAUAACUAUGACUGAUGUAAUCUCACGAGUUCCACAAUUGAAUGUACAUAACGAAUCUUUGAGACCACAUGCCCUCUUACAAAAUUUGCCGUCGAUUGUAUGUAGUUUGGUUUUAAAUCCUCAACCAGGUGAAAUCAUCUUGGACAUGUGUGCUGCACCUGGUAACAAAACCACACAUAUUUCCCUGCUUAUGAAGGGACAGGGUACAAUAAUAGCUUUGGAGAAAAAUCCAGGUAAAGUGGCUCGAUUUAAGGAAAAGUCUAGUGAGAAAAAUAUCAAAAUAUUUUGUUACGAUGCUACAAAGGCUGUCGUCGAACGAGAAUGCAGUUUCGUUCAUAUCGCCGGAUCACCUCCGUUCAAAGAGAAUUAUUUCGAUCGUAUCCUCUUGGAUACCCCAUGCAGCGCUUUAGGUCAAAGGCCGCAAUUGUACAAUACAAUCACGUCGACGCAACUUUAUUCCUACGUUCCUUUGCAGCGAAGUCUCUUUUCUGUCGCUGUUCGUCUUUUGAAACCAAAAGGGACAUUGGUUUAUAGUACAUGUACCGUUACAAUAGCGGAGAACGAAGGAAUUGUCGCUUGGGCAUUGAAGCAAUAUCCAAAGUUGAAGUUAGAAUCUGUUCAAGAUCAGAUAAAAACAGACAAAUAUGGCACUCAAGGAUACAGCAUAGAUGGUUUAACGAAUGAAAAUGCGAAAAAAGUAUGUAGAUUUGGUCCUGAGAGUGAUUCCGUUGGAUUUUUCAUUGCACGCUUCACAAAAUGUUCCUGAGGUGAUGAAAUUUAUCUAGAGACUCUGUACUACGUUAUUAUUUUUGGCUGAAAUUUAAAAAACAAUUAUUGUCAUCUUCUCUAUAGUAGAGAGAAGAACAAGUUUGACAAAGUUAUUUAAAAUUAGCGGAUGGGGUUGAAAAGAAAGAAAAUUUGACCGCUAGAAUUUGUUUCUUUGAUUCUUGAAACAAACAUUCUUUUAUUACAUCUGUCAACACAGUAUCAAACGGUACUUGAUAUUUCUGCGUGAAUAUAACAAGUGUGUAUAUUCUACCGUUCUUCAUACGUGACCGCAUCUCCAAUAAUCUCUGUCGUUACCACGGAACAAUUGUUACAAAUUGCAUACAAUGUUUCUACCUAAUUUAUGAGAGAAAAAGAAACAGACUUUAAGGAAAAGGAGGGAGAGUUAUCUGAUGGAAAAGCUAUAAUUAUAUAAACUAUAAUUUACAUGCAUUCCGUGAACAUUGGGAAAGAAGUAGAGGUACAAAUAUAUAUGCUCUUGCGGUUUGAGCGUAAAAUACGCAGGCCACAUGGCGAAAGAUGGUAGAAUCAGCAUGUUAUUGCUAGCAACAUCCUAGAACGAGGUAGAAAUACACUUGUAUAAUUAUUGCUGGUAACGGCUUCAUAAAUUUUACCUCAAUGUGCAUCGAGCACCAAUCGAUUUCGCUCAUAAUGAAGAAUCUGCCCUCGCCACCGACAUUUUUAAUCAUCAGGGGUAAGGUGACUCUUUCACCUACGAGACACGUCCCACAGUCGAAACUUUUUAAUUUCCUGUGUGCAGGCGUCACACUUUCUAUAGAUGUGCUAGCUGCACUCCUGCUUGUAUCGGUAGACUGUGUUUCCAUUGUCUAUUAAAGAGAGAGAGAAAAAAAGAAAAAGUAACCGCGUGAUUACUUGGAGAAUAUUUUGAUGGAAAAUUAGAAAAUAAAGCCGUACGUAGUCCUCGUAAGAAUCCACUCGUCGAUAUGGAAUUUCUACAGUCAAUUUCCAUUCUGUGUUUCUUACCAUCGUUUGCAGUUGUUGUGGUGGACAUUGGAAAUGAGGGAUAUUAAUUGCUGCAAAAUAUAAUCUUCUCUUUACGAUGUAUUAAUCGUUUAUUUCUUUUGUUCUCUAUACUUGAUACGUUUUGCAUAUCUUUUUCAUACGCGUACCGAUGAGUUUAUUGCAAUGCACAAGUAAAUUCAUUUACCUCUCAAUAACGGUGGAUCUCGGUAACCACGUAAUUUAAUCAUUACUGAACGUCCUUGUCGUACAUUUAUCACUAACAUUUCUUCGGGCUCGUCCAAGAUGUCGCAACGAAAGAAAACAAUCAAUUUUAUAUAUAACCCUGGAGAAAUACUCGCCGUUUGUGUUUUACGUCCGAUCAUGACAGUGAAAUGAGAAUAAUUCGGUCUUGCCAUCAAUUGAAACCUUGCUGAAGAAUCGCUCACGUUUUGUAGCAUGACAACUUUCUAGAAUGGGGGUAGAAAGGGAGACGAGGGUGAGAGAGAAAAUAGAAUAUUAUUAAUUGAAAAAUGAUAUUUUAUAAUGCGUACCCGGUACAAUUUGUUCGACUCGUAGUUGCGAAAUUCCACAGAGCUAGGAGUGGCAAUUAAGAUGGUUCUUUGUAAUUUGGUUUUCGAGCUACUUCUCUUUGAUCGUUCAACUGACGAGGAAACUGAUUCGACUCUUCUGAGAAUGGUUACAGAAUAUGCAUCGAGAUACAUGGCAAACGAAUUGAACUAGUACUAUAUAUAUACCUUUGAAAGGUUUUCCCAAGAGAAUUAGAGAAAUGAUAAGAAACAAUGGAAACCGUUAUUACCUGGCACGAAAGGUUGUCAUGACGAUUUUAAAUAUAUAAUUUGUAUCAAUUAGGAUAACGCUUCAAAAAUAGACGUGUAAAGUUAUAAUUUUAUAUUUAUUGCGUUUUAAAAGCGAUAUUAAUGGGAUUAUAUACGAAACUUGGAAACUAAAUAUAAACUUAUGAAUAACUUGUGACAUAUUUCUCAGCGUAUUUUCAAUACACAUAAUCAAAAUAAAACAUCGUCGGUAUGUGGGACGUCAUUUUUCGCCUUAAUUGUCAAUUCUUUGCAAGACACGAGCAAAAGCAAAAAGAAAGAAAUAAAAGGAAACAAUUUAGAACCACGUUCAUUUUCAUUGCAGAAAUCGCAAAUAGGAGAGUUACAAUUAUUUAUUUCACAAAAAAUAUAUAUGCGCAUGUGUGUACACAUACACAAUAUAUUAUACAUAUUGUAUAAAUAGCAUAUCGAGGUUAAAUUUUUACAGAUUAUUUCAUGCGUCAUUAUUUUGCAUAUCUUGGGCCCGGUUUCACCAACAUUGUUUAACUUUAAGCUUCACUUCAUUCGUUCUUUACCUUUUUCCGUUACUUUAGAAAGACAAACGUGAAUUAAAGUUAAGGGACAUUUGGUGAAACCGAACCUUAGGAUUACCUGCAACUACUCGAGUAGGAACGGGUUUAAUAAUAGAACGCAAAUUGAUACUCCGUUCAACAUUGUAUUUUAAGCUUUAUAGGUUCAGAAAUUAUAAGUUUCAUUAGAGUGCACUUAUUUAUCCUACAGAUAAGCACACACGGUCCAUGUAAUGCAAUAGCGAAGUUGGCUGGAUGUAUUAAUGUGCGCCCUAGUGCACAUUAAAAACUAUCGUAGGCAAAUUGAUGUAUGUACAUACGUAUGUAUGUACAGAGUGCCCAGUGGAAUUCAUUUGAUAACUCUCUCUUCCCCCUCCUUCGCGCAACAUAUGCUCAUUGUCGGGACAAUUUAUUGCGUUCGGUAGAUUUAAUUUUUUGUAAUUGCAUCAAUCAAAAUACUUGUAGUACGUUUUUAGGAUUAGCAACGAGACGCUGCUAGUCCAACUACGUCUCUACUUUUAAUCCGCAGCACACAGUUAAUACACAUUAGUGCAUCCAAUCAAAUUCGUUAUAAAAUACACGUUACGAUCGUAUAACGAUGUGGUAUACAUAACUCUUAGGGAUAGUAUAAUUGAUAGGAGAAUACUUAGUUUUACCCAUACACGUACAACUGUGAUUUAAAAGAAAUGUAAAUUUUUGUUUUGACAAAUAGUAUCGCGGCACACUUUUUACAUGCUUUUGAUCAGAUCCAAUUUAUCUUACAAGUAGUGCUGUCAACAUCGGUAUAUCCGGGUGUACAUAGUACUCGGAAUGACAGCACAACUUGCAAGUGCAUCCGACAUGACGACCGUACCGUAUCAUCACCUUGGACUUUGCAUGUGUGAGAUAACAAGUUUUUACCAAAGCUGAUUAUUGAUUGGAAAAUAUAAAACCCCAUAUUAUAC
Molecule: messenger RNA, 5046 nt
Organism: Vollenhovia emeryi
Lineage: Eukaryota; Metazoa; Arthropoda; Insecta; Hymenoptera; Formicidae
Product: putative methyltransferase NSUN6
Exons: 9
Coding region: 356-1756 (466 amino acids)
Biological process (GO): RNA methylation
Molecular function (GO): RNA binding; methyltransferase activity
Source: RefSeq, a predicted model, not a curated record